Molecule: messenger RNA, 5760 nt
Organism: Centropristis striata (black sea bass)
Lineage: Eukaryota; Metazoa; Chordata; Actinopteri; Perciformes; Serranidae
Gene: mansc1
Product: MANSC domain containing 1
Exons: 5
Coding region: 618-2036 (472 amino acids)
Source: RefSeq, a predicted model, not a curated record
ACAAAGACUAAAAUGGGUCACUCUCCGCGAGGAGCCGCAGAUGUUCGCUGAGCUCCCGGAGACAGAACCAGGCUCCGCGGCGACAUGUCGCCCGGACUCCCGCUGCUUUUAUCCGGAUUUAACGGCCCCACUGCGGCGGCGGAGACCCGGUCCCCCAGAAACCUCUAAACCAGCAGCAACCGGAUCAGCAUCACCAACAUGUUCUCUCGGGACGUUAGUCCGCCUGCUGACUGGGACUGAACCGGUCUGACUGGGACUGAACCGGUCUGACUGGGCUCCGGAUCCUCCGGGACACACCGACCCUCCGGGCUCCGCGAGGCCGGCGGAGGGCUGCUGGUCCCGGGCAGAGACACAAAGGUCUGAAGGUCUGGAGGAGUGGCGAGACUCCUGCUGGUGUCUAAAGUCUGACUGAGGUCUGGUUCUGGUCUGAUCAGGAUCAGAUAGUGAGGCUGUAAACCAGAUAAGGUCUCCGUGUCCCUGCAGGAGACAUAAAGUCCUGCUGUCCUCCGGACGUUGGACCCAGAACUCUCUGAGCGUCUGAUGGAGGACGCGUCUCUCCGUCGGCCCGGACGUUUUAUUUUGUAGUGCAGCUCUCUCUCUGUGACCUUUUCGCCGCCAUGACUCGUCCCUCGCCGCCGCCUCUCUCCGUGCUGCUGCUGCUGCUGCUGAUGACAUCACUUCCUGCGCUGGCGGUGGAGCCGGAGACGUGUUUCUCCCGGCAGCAUCAGAACGCCAUCGUCAACGUCCGGCAGGCGCUCAACAGGCCGACCACGGCGAUGGACGCCAGGGCGGUUCGCUCGGAGCGAGACUGUGUCCUCGCCUGCUGCUCAGAGGAGGUCAAAGCAGGCGCUCGCUGCAACAUGGCCGUGUUCAACGGCAACAAACACGGCGGAGAGGACAACUGCUUCCUGUUCCACUGCCAGACGGAGCAGGACUGUCCUCUGAUGAAGGCCCAGGACGGCAUCAACACCUACGACAUCUACAAAGGUUUGAUUCAUCCAACCACAGUGAGACCUCCAACCACCACCACCACCACCACCACCACAGAACCAACCACCACCACCACCACCACCACCACACCGGCCCCAACGACACCAACAACCACCAAACCCACCACCACACAGAGUACCACCACCACCACCACCACCAUUCCAACCACCACCACACAGCCUCCUGCCACCACAGCACCACCUCCACCCAUCAUCAUCAUUGCAACCAUGCUUCCAGUAACAGAAGCACCCACCACCACCACCACCACCCCCCCAACCCCAACCCCAACCACAUCCACCACAACAACCACAACCACAGCUCCCACCACCACCACCACCACUACAGCCGUGAAAAAGCCAAACAAAGCCAUUAAAAAGCAAAAUAAAGCAGCUAAGAAAGUGAAGCCCCAUCCUGUCGCCACCACCACCUUGGCCCCGCCCAGGCCACCAACCGACGCAUCACUUCCUGUUGAAGUGGAAGUAAAAGAGGUCAUACAAGGAACUCCUGCACUAAGAACUACUGCCAAACCACGGCCCAGACCCCCAACCACAACCACAACUACAACCACAACUACAACUACAACUCCCACCACCACCACCACCACCACUCCUCCAACCACCACCACCACCACUACUACUACUACUCCCCCUACUACAACUACAACUACCACAACCCCUACUACUACUACAACUACUACUACUACGACUACUACUAAACCUCCUACAACCACGUCAACGACCACCACCACCGAGUCAUCCACCGCCAGGACGACUCCAGCAGCGAGUCUGGUCAUCGUCCCCAAAGACGCCGCCCAGUCCGACCACGCCCUCCAGAACUCCAGCGUUGGCCGGGGGAAGGCUGCGGGGGCGGUGGCGGCGGCGGGGGGGGCCCGGGGGGCGGUGAAGAGCGGCGUGGUGGCGUUCAUGGUGCUGGGGCUCGCCGUGCUGACGCUGGCUCUGGCGGUCGGCGGACGCAAGGCGAUGGAGUCCUUCGACCGGCGCCAUUACACGAGACUGGAGCUCAACGACCUGCACUACGAGGUCUGAGGACUCGCCAAGCGGGGUUUGUUGGCGGACGCUCAGAAGGACAAAAAUCAAGACUUUUAAUGAGUUCUACCAGAUUGUUCAGCUGAUAUUUUAAUUUAAAAACAGCACAAAGUUUCACUAUCGUAGAAUGUCUGCUUCACUGAAGAGCCUGUGGAGAAUACUCGAUCCUGAUUGGCCAGAAGGUGUGCAUUAUUUUAUAUUAACCACACAGCUCCGGCAUCGUGUCUUUAGUUUAUUUACAUUUUUGUUUGCACUGAAAUACGAGUAAACAAGACUUUAAACUUUGGCUAGUGGCCGUGACAGAGGACAGAUAAUGCUCUCAGACGGUGCGAUUAUGAAAAAUAACGCACCAUGUGAAGACAAACCCGCUUUAAAAUCUGCACUUUUUUUUUUAUAACCACACAGCUUCUGCAUUGUGUUCUUACGUUGAUUGUUCUAAAAUAUGAGUAAAUAAGAGUUAAAUUUUUGGAAAGAGGUCCUGGUAUAAGACAGAUAAUGCACUCAGAUGGUGCGAUUAUGAAAAAUAACGCACUGUGUGAAGACAAACCCACUUUAAAAUCUGCUUAUUUCUUUAUUUUGAAUUAACCAAACAGGUCUGGCAUUGAGUUUAUUUCCAUUUAUUGUGUUUAAUGUCCUGAAAUAUGGCUUUGGCUAGUGGCCGUGACAGAGGACAGAUAAUGCACUCAGACGGUGCAGUUAUGAAAAAUAACGCACCAAGACAAACCUUCUUAAAAAUCUGCACUUUUUUUUUUUUUUUAAUUACCACGCAGCUUCUGCAUUGUGUUCUUACUUUGAUUGUCCUGAAAUAUGAGUAAAUAAGAGUUAAACUUUUGGAAAAAGGCCGUGGUAUAAGACGGAUAAUGCACUCAGACGGUGCGAUUAUGAAAAAUAACGCACCAUGUGAAGACAAACCCACUUUAAAAUCUGCUUAUUUCUUUAUUUUGAAUUAACCAAACAGGUCUGACAUUGAGUUUAUUUCCAUUUAUUGUGUUUAAUGUCCUGAAAUAUGAGUAAACAAGAAUUUAAUCUUUGGCUAGUGGCCGUGACAGAGGACAGAUAAUGCACUCAGACGGUGCAGUUAUGAAAAAUAACGCACCAAGACAAACACGCUUAAAAAUCUGCACUUUUUUUUUUUUUUUUUUUUAAUUACCACGCAGCUUCUGCAUUGUGUUCUUACUUUGAUUGUCCUGAAAUAUGAGUAAAUAAGAGUUAAACUUUUUGGAAAGAGGCCGUGGUAUAAGACGGAUAAUGCACUCAGACGGUGCGAUUAUGAAAAAUAACGCACUGUGUGAAGACAAACCCACUUUAAAAUCUGCUUAUUUCUUUAUUUUGAAUUAACCAAACAGCUUUGGCAUCGUGUCCUCAGUUUGAUUGUCCUGAAAUAUGAGUAAAUAAGAGUUAAACUUUUGGAAAGAGGCCGUGGUAUAAGACGGAUAAUGCACUCAGACGGUGCGAUUAUGAAAAAUAACGCACCGUGUGAAGACAAACCUCUGGCAGAUCUCAUCUCUAAAUUGCCCGUAGGUGUCUAUGAGAGUGUGAAUGGUUGUCUGUGAUGGUCUGGAGACCUGUCCAGGUGUACCCGCCUCUGGGCCAAUGCCGCCACCCGAGGAGGGUAAUGAAUGAAUGAAUCUCUGUCGUAGAGUUCUCAUUUUAUUGAGUUUGCUUGAAAAAGCACACUGUAUGUUAUUCAUCAGGCUUAUUCUUAUUCUUCUGUUUCUUCCAUGGUAUCAAAUGGACCGGCUCGCCCACGACAAGUGUGCUGUGACUUUUCUAAGGGUUUCACCAAACGGUUUUCAAAUAUUUCGGCAAAAACACGUCAAAAAAAUCCCCCAUGUUACCCUAUGGAGAGGCUAGAGAGGAUGACAUCAUCGCUAGAGUGCAGAGGCAGAGAAAAAUGUGUCGAACUGCACUCGAGGCCUCAGAUACCACUCUACAGGAAUAAUUUAUAGAUAUAAAGGUAGUAAAAUGUGUCUUCUCCCUCACAUUGGUGUGGUAAAGCUGUCAGAGUUCUAGUUUGGGCAUAAAUAGUUCAAAUUGUAAUCUAAUGUAUGCGUAGAGUCACGGGCCAGAGUCAAGCACACUCAACAUUACUUUAGAAAUGUUCUAGUUUACAUUUAUUGUUUUAAAUGUCCUGAAAUAUGAGUAAACAAGACUUUAAUCUUUGGUUAAGUGGUCGUGGUAUAAGACAGAUAACACACUCAGACUGGUGCGGUUAUGAGAAAUAUAUGUGAAAAUCUGUAUCUUGCAUUAUUUUUGAAUUAACCACACAGCUCCUGCAUAGUUCACUCAGUUUAUUUACAUUUCUGUACUUGUGUUUAUUGCCCUGAAAUAAUAGAAAUAAUAAUAAUCUUUGCCAAGUGGUUGUGGUAUAAGACAGAUAAUGCACUCUGAUCUGUGCGGUUAUGAAAAAUAACGCACGGUUUGAAGAUAAACGUAUAGAAUCUGCAUCCUGCAGGAUUUUUGAAUAGGAGUUGGUUUAUAAACACUGAAUGAUCUGAAAAAUCACUUUUUUUGUGUGUGUUUUGGAUAUUUUUCAUGUUCACUGAUAUGUAAUUUUAGGUUGAAUUAUGAGAACACGCUCCUUGAUAAUCAUCUCGACUUUUCUCAACAUUUUGUCUCAGAAUUAUCAAGUUUUAUCAUAUUUACUUAGUCAAAUCUGACUUUUUUUUUCAAUUCUACCAUGAAAACUUAAAUCUUCAGCUCAGUUUCUGGUUCCAACAUGAAAAGUUUUACAUUUUUAAAAUUAUAUUGUGACACAUUUUCUCAUUUUUAUCUCAUUACACACAAAAGGAAUACAUCUCGUUAAAACAAAAACAUUCUCUACAUGUUAAAAUGUGAUGAAAAAGAUGUUUUAAUGAGAUUAUUUCGAUUUUUUUAUGUCAUUUCGAGCCACUUUAUGUGAUAUAAUUGGUAUAAAUUACGUUAUAUUCGUAAAUAAUUCUUGAGAAAUCAUCAUAAUAACAUAAUAAUAUCUUCAUGUUCUGACAGAAACGGAGCUUUUUGAGCUUUUUUUCUGCUUCUGGUGGUUCUGACUGAUUGUUUUUCGGGGCCGGAGGAGACUUUUUUCCCUCCUGGUGUUUAUUUCGACAACAAACAGCAAUAUUUGUAUCCCCUGAAUCUCAGGAAGCCUCUGGAGAGAAACUCUGGACGCUACGAGCGGACACACAUUUGUACAUUGGGCCUUGUUGGUUUUUCGAGGCCUUUAACUUCUUUUUCUUCUUCUUAUCUUCUUCUUCUACUUCUUGGCCAUGGGGUUGAUUAUUAACCCUUUGUGUAAACCACCUGCAUGUCUUUUUAUGCCACAUGCUUCAGCCAUAGAGCCUGUGACGCUGACUCACUCUCACUGUGUCGUUUUCUAUUUCUUUCUUUCUUUCUUUCUUUCUUUCUUUCUUUCUCUGGAAGCUUCAGACGAUGGAUGCAACUCUCGAUGCACUACUCUAUCCUGUCUUUUAUAAAUAUGAUAUGCUUCUUUUUGAAUAUUAGAUUGUUUUUCAUAAGUAAGAGUACACUGGCCGCGCACUAUUUUCCUAUAAUAAUAAUAAUAAUAAUGAUAAUGAUGAUGCUAAUAAUGCUAAUAAUAAGGUGUGUUUCUACACUGUCCAUAAUGAGUUCAUCACCUGGUGGUCGUCUCGUCCCGUUCUGUUCUGUGAAGUGAUGCUUUUGCAUAAGUUUGGAAAUUUGAUGUUUUGUUCUUGUAAGGAUUAAAAAAAAUGUGAUUUUUGAA